UCCAACCAUGGAGCACCCACAGAGUCAGCGCCUAUGAUUCUCAUGGUCACAGCAGCGUGCUGUGCUCUGCAUAACAUUUGUGAAGCCAAGGUGGAAAACUUUCCCUGGGGUGGAGCAUUGAGGUGGAUUGCCUGGUGGCUGAUUUUGAUCAGCCAGACACCAGGGCUAUUAGAGGGGCAGGCCUUAGGGGCGUGUGAGAAGGGGGCACCACCCAGGGCACCAUGUUCAGGAGGGUGCCACUGUGUGCCUCCAGGGCAGGGGGUGCCCCCCAUCUCACAGUCAUGCUCCACUGCUGCUCCCUCCUCCCCCUCCCUGGAGCUGCCCCUGGCCAACCUGCUCUGGACCAGGAGCCUCCUCCUGUCUGCCAUGUAGAGUAGGGGCAUGGGGCUCAUGUCAGGGUGUUCCCAUCCCUUUGCCUGUGUACCCGGUAGCUGCUGAACUGGGCUUAGAGAACAGGGGGAUCCUCUCUUCUGUUGCUGCUGGCUCAGGAAUGAGUUCUGCAAUGUGUUCAGGCUCCUGCAUGCUCUGAUUAAAGAGACAGCACUCCCCAGCAUGCACUCAGUCGCAAACCAAAAUCUGAAAUGGCAUCCCUGGUGAGCCAGGAGUGCCCAGAGGGCUGUGGGAUGGCUAUGGGCUCUGGCAAGAUGCAGCUCCCAUGUGACAGCACGGAGCCCACCUUGAGCUGCAGGCCAAGUGCCAGGCACGAACAAGCUGCAGCAGCACAGAAGACAAGCUCCUCACUGUCAGCUGGUGUUCCUAAACUUGAUUAUCACUCCAAGUCUUCUCACAAGUAUGUACCUAGGAGAGCUGUGCUAUAUGUACCUGCAGACGAUGAAAGGAAGAUACAAAAAAUUGCAUCUCUAAAUGUAGAUUGUGCUGUAUUGGACUGUGAAGAUGGUGUGGCUCUGAACAGAAAGGCAGAAGCAAGGCUGACAGUUGUGAAAACACUCAAAGAGGUUGAGUUUGGCCAGACUGAAAAGUGUGUUAGGAUCAAUUCAGUGUCCAGUGGUCUUGCAGAACAAGAUCUUGAGGUCCUUUUGAAGUCCAGUGUUCUUCCUUCAAGCCUGAUGCUGCCAAAAGUUAAAAAUGCUGAGGAAAUAAGAUGGUUUUCAGACAAAUUUUUACGUCACUUAAAAGGCCGAACACUUGUAGAACCAAUGAAUUUAAUCCCUUUUGUGGAGACUGCAAUGGGGUUGCUCAAUUUUGAGGCAGUCUGUGAAGAAACAUUAAGCAUAGGAUCCCAAGUUGGCCUUCAUUUGGAUGCAGUAGUCUUUGGAGGAGAGGAUUUUCGAGCCAGCAUAGGUGCUACAAGUAGUAAAGAAACUCAUGAUAUUCUGUACGCCAGGCAAAAAAUUAUUGUCACAGCAAAGGCUUUUGGCCUACAAGCUAUAGACCUUGUGUACAUUGAUUUCCAAGAUGAAGAUGGGCUCCGUAGGCAGUCAAGAGAGGGUGCCCUAAUGGGAUUCACUGGUAAGCAGGUGAUUCACCCUAACCAAAUUGCUGUUGUCCAGGAACAGUUCUCUCCAAGCCCUGAAAAAAUAAAGUGGGCACAAGAACUGAUUUCUGCUUUUGAAGACCAUCAGCGAUUAGGAAAGGGAACCUUUACUUUCCAUGGGAGUAUGAUAGACAUGCCAUUACUGAAGCAGGCACAGAACAUUGUUACGCUUGCCACAGCCAUCAAGAAAAAAUGAUCUAUUAAAUGAAGCUCUCACCAUGUGGGCAGAGAAGCAGUUUUAAAGAACGACUAUAAUAGUUCGGGACAAUGUAAAUACAUCAGAGUUAAGCAGAACUCCAUUUACAUUUCCGCAGAUCUGACAUCAUUUGUCUUGCCAGACUUGCUAAUUGCCAGGACUAUGUGUGAUUUCAAUUAGUGCUUGCGCCGGUGCAGCCCAAUGUGCUUGUCCUGCUGGAUCCUGGAGUGAAGUCAUAGUGCUGGGUAUGACAUCACAAUAAUGAUUACAAGACAGGAUUAUGACUUCACUGGCGGACAGCAGCGACAUCUGGGCUGUGAGGAAAACGAGCUCUUCUAAAAUAACAAAUGAAACAAAAAUCAGGUCAAAUGCUUCUGUUUUGCUGUGCCUUUCCCCGCCCCCAUGGUAUUUGCGGCAAAGUAGAAGUCUUCUUCCGAAGGGCAAACUCGUGCAUAAUUAUUAAAUAGUGGAAAUUGUAGUUAUGAAAAUCAUUUAAUCCCUGUGUGGGCUCCCCCCCCGCUAUAAAUGUACAACAAUCAUUAAAAAGUGAAUAUAGCCUA
Molecule: messenger RNA, 2251 nt
Organism: Chelonia mydas (Green sea turtle)
Lineage: Eukaryota; Metazoa; Chordata; Testudines; Cheloniidae
Gene: CLYBL
Product: citramalyl-CoA lyase
Exons: 8
Coding region: 582-1691 (369 amino acids)
Biological process (GO): regulation of cobalamin catabolic process
Molecular function (GO): (S)-citramalyl-CoA lyase activity
Source: RefSeq, a predicted model, not a curated record